UGAGCGGCGCCAGCGUAAGCGGGAAGGCGGCGUACGUCGAGUUUUUGUCUGCUAGCUUGGGAGACUUGAGGAGUGACCCUCCUUAAGCUUCCAGCCCCAGAGACCAACGGCCUCUGCUCCAGGCGGUACCUCUUCCCCUGAGGACCAUGGGCCGGAUCUCGGGGCUCGUGCCCUCUCGCUUUCUGACGCUCCUGGCGCAUCUGGUGGUCGUCAUCACCUUAUUCUGGUCCAGGGACAGCAACAUCCAGGCCUGCUUGCCUCUCAAAUUCACCCCUGAAGAGUAUGAGAAGCAGGACAUUCAGCUGGUGGCAGCGCUCUCUGUCACCCUGGCCCUCUUUGCAGUGGAGCUGGCUGGUUUCUUCUUAGGAGUUUCCAUGUUCAACAGCACCCAGAGCCUCAUCUCCAUCGGGGCUCACUGUGGUGCAUCUGUAGCCCUAUCCUUCUUCAUAUUUGAGCGUUGGGAGUGCACCACAUAUUGGUACAUUUUUGUCUUUUGCAGUGCCCUCCCAGCUGUCACCGAAAUAACAUUAUUCAUCAGCGUCUUCGGGCUGAAAAAGAAACCUUUCUGAUACCUUCAUGACUGGAAGUAGGGAUGAAGGCUGAAGGAGCGAAGGACCACUCACCCUUCCUGGAAGAGGAAGGCUUCAGCCCUCCUUCUAACACUGCAUUUGGUGAAGGAUCUCUCGAGUCUGGGAUUAUCUGCGUUUUGUUUACAGUCCUUUGUAAUAACAUAUAUUUUAGGAUAAGAUCAAAACUUACAGGAAUUCUUAGAGGCAUUCCCUGGCUGUCCAGUGGUUAGGACCCCACGCCUCGACUGCAGCAGUCACGGGUUCAGUCCCUGCUGGAGCAACCAAGAUCCUGAAUGCUAGGCAGCGUGGCCAAAAGAAAAAAAAAAAAAAAAUCAAGACAAAAAUUUCAGGAGAAAAUUGGGGUGGCCAAACUACUGUAGAAACGGAAGGCUGUUUUCCACCCUUGCACUGUAAGAUACUAAAUGUCGCUUCUAUUUUAGUUAAUACGGUAGAUUUCUGGCGGAAGGGAGUGGGCGGGGAUAUGUAAAUAAAGUGAUGCCUAAGGGUAGUUCCUCGAGCUCUUUAAGUGAGUGAAGCAUUCUGGGAGGGAUUUAGCGUUUGCUCUUUUGACAGCCAAAUGGGAAAAUAUAUUUUAAAACAUCUGCAAAUAAAUUGAACAACAGAAGUGGAAGAGCCUGGAUAGCUUCAAGUUGCUCGAGCUAACAUGUCUUUUACUCACCCUCCCUGAUAGCGGAGUCUUUUCCCUGGAGUACGGAAUAUGGCAGGCUUAUCGGCAUCGUCAGGUAGGAUAAUCCUUACCUGUUCCUCCUUUUGGAGGGCAGAAUAGAACAUGAUGAUUGGAGCUCGCAUGAUUCGUGAUUAACGGCUCUGCGUAAUCAGGACUUGCAACACCCUGAUUGCUCCUAUCUGAUUCUUCCUGGCGAUCCGUGA
Messenger RNA from Dama dama (fallow deer), 1460 nucleotides. It is a transcript of the gene TMEM107, whose product is annotated as transmembrane protein 107. The record is from RefSeq and is a predicted model, not a curated record. Gene Ontology annotation, cellular component: MKS complex. Bases 147 to 569 code for a protein of 140 amino acids. Lineage: Eukaryota; Metazoa; Chordata; Mammalia; Artiodactyla; Cervidae. Gene Ontology annotation, biological process: non-motile cilium assembly; protein localization to ciliary transition zone. The transcript has 5 exons.